Gambusia affinis (western mosquitofish) is the source of this 2740-nucleotide messenger RNA. It is a transcript of the gene slc2a1c, whose product is annotated as solute carrier family 2, facilitated glucose transporter member 1. The transcript is spliced from 10 exons. Gene Ontology annotation, cellular component: membrane. NCBI's taxonomy places the organism in Eukaryota, Metazoa, Chordata, Actinopteri, Cyprinodontiformes, Poeciliidae. The coding region runs from base 487 to 1938 and encodes 483 amino acids. Gene Ontology annotation, molecular function: hexose transmembrane transporter activity. The record is from RefSeq and is a predicted model, not a curated record. Gene Ontology annotation, biological process: monosaccharide transmembrane transport.
GUAUAUGUUUUUAAUGAUUUUGCGUGAAAACCUUACACAAAGCAUACAUAUUUCAGGUUUUAGUUGAAUUUUUUCCAUUUAUUUGUGUGGUUCUAUGCACACUUUUGAAUCGAUGCUUUGUAGAAUCACCUUUUUAGCCGUGCACAACGAAAGACGUCUCUGUCAGAAAAUAAGUAACUCUUGUUUUUAUUACAAAUAUUGCUGAUUCUUUCUUCUCUUUCAGUUUUGCUUAUAUAAAUCAGGCCACAAGGACAUUUCACUACAUUUUUAGUCUGACUAAAACACUUUGAUAAACGCGCCUCACAUUUCUUCCUCUUUUAAAAUGUUCAUGAUAAUUCCAGGAUUUUAAGAAAGUAUAGGUUUUUCCAAAGAAGACAAAAUUAUAAAUAAAACCCAAUGCUAAUCUUUUGUGCUCAUUUACUUUCAGAAAACUAGACAAUAAAUGCGCCUGCUUUCCAGGAGAGAUAUUCUGUCUCGCCCCAACAGAUGGCAUCCAAAGAGAGCCAUCUGACAGCAACGCUGCUGGCCUCCAUCCUGGGGGCCGUGCUUGGGCCCCUGCAGGUCGGCUACCACACUGGCAACGUCAACGCUCCGGCCAGGGUCAUCGAAGAGUUCUUCAACAGCACAUGGAGAGCCAGACACAACCAAUCGAUGACGGAUCACAGCCUGACCCUGCUGUGGUCGCUAUCCGUCAGCAUCAAGGACUUUGGAGCGCUGCUGGCCUCUCUGGGGGUUAAACACCUGGCAGAUUCAUACGGCAGACGAAACUCCAUCCUGAUCGCCAACUGUCUGUCAGUGGCAGCGGCGUGUGUUAUGUUUGCCUCUAGAGCCAGCGGGUCGUUUGAGGUUCUCAUCCUGGGUCGGCUGGUGUUUGGCCUGUUCUGCGGUCUUGUGAUGAGUCUAAACCAACUCUACAUCCAGGAAGUGUCCUCUACCAAUCUGAGAGGAGCCUUUGCCACACUCAACCAAGUGUCAUUAGCCUCUGGCAUCCUGAUAGGGAUGGUGGCUGGUCUGGAAACAACGCUGGGCACAAAGAGCAACUGGGCGAUGAUGUUGUCCCUGUCUCUCAUUCCGGCCCUGACACAGUAUCUGGUUCUGCCUUUCUGCCCAGAAAGCCCUCGCUACCUCCUGAUGAACCGGGGAGAGGAAAGGAAAGCGGAAACCGCCCUGCUGAGACUGCGAGGCCACGCUGACAAAGUGUCCAGCGAACUGGAGGAAAUGAAGGAAGAGGCUGCACGCACCCCGACCCGCGUCACUGUCCGGGAUUUCCUCCAGAAACGGAGCUACAGGCAACCGAUCCUCAUUGUUCUCCUCGUCAACUUAGGGAGCCAGCUUUCUGGAUUCAAUGCAAUUAUCAACUACUCCACUAAAAUGUUCCAGGCCAAGUUCAAUGAGGCCAAAUAUCUGACUCUAGGUGUGGGAGUUGUCAAUGUCACCUUCACUUUGGUCGCAUUCUUCUUCAUGGAGCGGGCCGGGAGGAGGAAGCUGUUGCUGGUUGGUUUCCUCUCCAUAGGAGUUUGCAAUUUCCUAAUGACCAUAGUCGACUCUGUUCUGCACCUGGUCCCAGAGCUGCGGAGCCUGCAGGUCCUGCUGGUGUUCUGCGUGGUCUCGGCCUACGAGCUGGGCCCCGGCCCCAUCUCCUGGUUCAUCGCCGCCGAACUGUUCGACCAGCCCGGGAGACCGAUCGCCAUGGCGCUCACCAGCAUGGUCAACUGGGGAGGGAAGUUCGUCCUCGCCCUCCUCUUCCCUCCGCUGCUGAAAAUCUGCGGGGCCUACGUCUACUUGAUUUUCACGGCCGUGGCUCUGCUCGCCUUCGCCGUCACGUGGCUCCGCCUCCCGGAGACCAAAGGCCGCACGUUCGACGACAUUGUGGAGGAGUUCAGAGGAGCGGAGGGAAUCCCGCUGCACAACAGCGUCGGAUUCAACACUUUCGCCUGAGCAGCUGAUUAUUCCGUCUCCAUGACGAUACAGAGGAAACUCAGCCUGCUGACAGAAUAAUACAGAAACGAUUCCUCAAAUAUAGAUUUUGUGUGUGGGGAGGGAAGCAACACCACACCUCACAUUUAAUUUACUCUUUUGACUAAAAUCUUGGAGAAAGAAAUGCACAGCUCUAGACGAAUCCCAUUUGAAAUAGUCAUGAUAUUUAAAGGAACAUUUUCAUUUUAGAUGAUUUUUAUUUUAAUUAUUAUUCUUGGUGGAAAGAUCUGAUUUUGCAACAUUCUUCUGUAACACACACAAAUGUUUAAAAUAAGGAUGUUUAAAGGCAACCGAAUCAAAGUUUGACAUGAUGAUAAUGAAAUCAGAGCCAGACAUUUUGUUAGACUAUAACUUUAAAGUUCUGUAAUAUAUUAAACUAUAUUUAAUCACUGACCUCCUGGUUGUUUUUUCUUUAUGUUGAGGUUUGCUGAGGAAAACAUCUUCUGUUAUGUUAUGUUAUGACCACCACAUGUCAUUUAGUGAAUAUUAAAAAUGUUGCAAAUAUUGAUAAUUAGGAAUGCCUUUAUGAACUUCAGUACUCGCUGCCUAUGGCAAAUAUUCAUAAUUUAAAGAAACUUUACAAAUAAAAUAAAUGAAUAAAAAAGCCGUUUCAGCUCAGUCACACAUACAAACAGAAACAGGAAGCAGUACGUUUCAGUGGACUUCAUUGUUUUGGUAAGCAGGAUCAAUUUUGAAUGUCGGUCAUUGAAUUUGAAUUGGUCUGUGUGAUUAAAUUUCCUUCUGUUUGUGACGGCGUUUGUUG